Messenger RNA from Hymenoscyphus albidus, 2621 nucleotides. The record is from the annotation of a GenBank genome assembly. NCBI's taxonomy places the organism in Eukaryota, Fungi, Ascomycota, Leotiomycetes, Helotiales, Helotiaceae.
CCACGUCUAAAUCGUAUGAUCCACUUGAAAUAACACAUAACUUUCCUUUGCCGCACCCAAAUUGAUUGCGCGAUUUCUCUCAUUCCUUACUUGUUUAAUUGCCGAUUUACUUUACUUCUCUCACGAUGUCAACUUUCACGAGAAUCGCAGAGGGGUCGACCCCUUCGAUUGAUGUCGAUGUUUCGAGGAGACUAUCAAAAAUUGGUAAAUAUAUGCAUGGAGUGCAGUAGAUGAGAGUCUAUCACUAACAUCGGAAUCAGAUGACAAUAUUUAUGGGGGUUUCAUGGAGUAAGUCGAGGCAUUGAGACUGAAGUGUUGUAAGCAUACAAGGAAAGAUCCGAGUGGUUCUUGACUUCUCUGCUUCUAAAGGUUUCCAUCUAAGACAUGUGUUUAUCUUUUCGUUGGAGGCCUACUAUAAGGUGUUUGAACAUGUUUAAUCUCAAGAAAAAUAGUUAUGGUCUUUCUUUUUUUCCGUUGAAUACCUCUGUUCGCACUUGUGGAUUGGAAAUAGCUCUUCUACUAGUCAUUCUUUCUGUCCGAAUAUCCCACCAAAGAUUCAGAUCUGAUCGCAAAUCUAUUCUCCAACGACCGAGUAGAUUGCUUGCAAACAGAUUAGAUCAAUAAUCCCAAAGUUCCCAACUCUACACACCCAAUCCCCUCAUCCAAAACAUCAUACUCAUUCCUCACACACUCGAUUGCUUCCACCCCCCUUAACCCCACCAACCCACAAACUAACAAAAACCAGACACAUGGGCCGCUGCAUCUACGGCGGAAUCUACUCCCCAGGCAGUCCCCUCUCCGACCCCCACGGCUACCGCACCGAUGUCCUCGCCGCCCUCCGCGAACUCGACAUCCCCGUCAUCCGAUACCCAGGAGGCAACUUCGUCGCAACAUACCACUGGCAAGACGGGGUGGGACCGCGGGAGAAACGUCCUGCGAGGCCGGAACUCGCGUGGUUGGGGACGGAGACGAAUGAGUUUGGUGAGUGAGUUUUCUGUUAAAGAAAGAAGAAGAAGAAAAAGAAGAAAAGAAGUGAAGGAGGAGGGGAAAAGGGGACUGAGGAGGAGUGAAGGAGGAGGGGGAAAGGGGACUGAGGAGGAGUGAAGGAGGAGGGGGAAAGGGGACUGAGGAGGAGUGAAGGAAGAGGGCUAACAAGAUAUCAGGAACGGAUGAAUUCAUGCACUUCCUCAGCGUGCUAAGCGAGGGGAAGGAGAAGCGAGUUGAACCCUAUUUCGCGCUGAACUUUGGGACGGGCACGCUUGAUGAGGCGCUCGCGUGGGUGGAAUACUGUAAUGGGACGAGGAAUACGUAUUAUGCCAAUAUGCGACGAGCAAAUGGACAUCCAGAGCCGUAUAAUAUUAAGUAUUGGGCGCUUGGUAAUGAGGUAUUUCCAUUUCCUCGUCAUUUAUCUCAGUGUUUAGACUUCGAACUUCACACUGUCACUUUCACAUAUUCCAAUUUUGAGACUGGAGAAUCAAGAUGCGAUAUACAGACUGACAAUGAUAUCUCACAGAUGUGGGGACCCUGGCAAGUCGGCCAAAUGACAGUAACAGACUACUCCAAGACUGCCCUCCAAUGGGCCAAAGCCCUCAAACUCCUCGAUCCCACCCUCUGCCUAAUCCUCUGCGGCGAAGACGGCGUCUCAACCUGGGACCACACCGUCCUGCAAGAAUGCAUAAAAUACAUCGACAUGCACUCCAUCCACAUGUACACCUGCUCGCCCACCCACCUCCCCAACGUCGUCGCUCCCUUGGCCGCCGAACGCGCCAUCGAGACCACAGCCGCUAUGAUCGACCUCGCGCGCAUCAGGAACAAAAUCCCGUCGUCGACGCCGAAAACGACGAUCUGCUUCGAUGAGUGGAAUGUCUGGGAUCCCGUACGGAGUCCGGGGGAGGAGGGAGGCGAGGAGGCGUACACGUUAAGUGAUGCGCUUGCGGUAGGGGUGUGGUUGAAUGUAUUUGUGCGGCAGAGUCGGUGGGUGGGGAUGGCGAAUAUUGCGCAGAGUGUGAAUGUUAUCUCGCCCUUGAUGACGACCGAGGAGGGGAUUGUGAAGCAGACUACUUGGUGGCCGCUUUUGUUGUAUAGUAAGUAUAUGAGGGGAUGGACGAUCGGGACGCAUGUCAGAGCUGGUGCGUAUGAGGGAGUUACGCAGCCGGAGUGGUUGCAUGGUGUCUUGGAGGUGGGAGCGAGUUGGUUGGAUGUUAGUGCUUGUGUUGGUGAGGAGGGGACGGUGACGCUUGCGGUGGUUAAUAUUAGUGAGACUCAGGAGUUUGGAACGGAGGUGAAAGGUGUUGAGGGUGAGGUUAAGGUGUUUACUGUUACGGGACGGGAUAUUACGGUUUCGAAUAUGAAGGGGAAGGAGGAAGUUGGUGUUGUAGAGAGUACUUGGGAUGGGAAGGGGAAGUUUACUUUUGGGAAACAUUCUAUUACCCUUCUGACAUGGGAGAGUGGAGUUAAGGUUGAGGUUGUGGAGAAGGGGAAGGGGGUGAGAAGUGAUGCCAGGACGUUGACUGGAAGUGGUGCAAAGUAGAUGUCUUGGAUAAAUGAAAAUUGGAUCUCUAAGACUUCUAGAAUUAUGAGAUGUAUAUAUCGUCCAAGAGCCACCAGGAAUAGAAGCAUUC